AUGAUAUCAGAUCGCAGGAACCGCUCACGUUGUCCAACUUCUUUUUUGAAACCAAGAGAUCAUGACACUGAUGAUCGAGCAGUAUCUCUUAUUUUGGAAGAUCGGGUAAUUGAUGAUGUUAAUAUCAAUCCUGUUGUUAGUAAUCCGUUUCUUUCACUUUCUAUCGAGCAGCAACGUGCGCGAUUGCCAAUUUUCAAGUACCGCACUCAUAUUUUGUAUAUGCUUGAGAAAUAUCGUGUGCUUAUCAUUGUCGGAGAAACUGGAUGUGGCAAGAGCACUCAGGUACCACAGUAUCUGAUGGAAGCAGGGUGGGCUUGCGAUGGGAGGAAAGUAGGUGUAACACAACCGAGAAGAAUUGCAGCUGUUACGCUGGCUAGUCGGGUUGCCGAUGAGAAAUCGUGCAAACUUGGUGAAGAUGUUGGUUAUGUGGUUCGAUUUGACGAUAUGACUGAUUCGAAGACCAAAAUAAAGGCAUUUAUUAUUUAUUUGACUGAUGGCAUUCUUCUUCGUGAGUUCAUGUCGGAUCCAUUACUAAAUCAAUACAGUAUAGUGAUGAUUGAUGAAGCUCAUGAACGUUCCGUGAAUACAGAUAUUAUAUUGGGUUUGUUACGGAAAAUUAUUACAGUUCGUCAAGAUCUACGUGUAAUAGUUUCAUCUGCAACGCUGGAUGCUGUCCUUUUUCGUGACUUUUUCGAAUUAAAUGACACAAAUGACAAGAGCAGGGACGUUGCUAGCAUUCUUUCGGUUGAAGGUCGCGCUCAUCCUGUCACUGUUUAUUACACAAAGAACCCUGUAUCAGAUUACAUGCAAAAAACGGUGGAAACUGUGCUUAGAAUACACAAAAAUGAGUACCCUGGUGACGUGCUGGCGUUUCUCACAGGACAAGACGAAGUAGAGUCAGUAACCAAGCAGUUAAUUGAAGCAAGUAAAGGUUUGAAGAAAGACAGUGACAAGCUCUGGGUUGUACCAAUGUAUGGCUCAUUACCGGCAUCUGAACAAUUGAAAAUAUUUGAAUCAACUUCUCAUGGUAGUAGGAAAGUUGUGGUUGCUACCAAUAUUGCUGAAACAUCUCUCACUGUACCGGGAAUAGCUUACGUUAUUGAUUGCGGUUUUGUGAAGCUUCGAUCAUUGAAUCCAAAUAAUUGCUUAGAAAGCUUAAUUAAACUGCCUAUUUCUCAGGCAUCUGCCCAACAGCGUGCUGGCAGAGCCGGAAGAAUCCGUCCUGGAAAGUGCUAUCGCCUUUAUCCAGAAGAAGAAUAUGAUAAGUUGCUAGUGAGUGCAAUACCUGAAAUGCAGCGACUCAAUUUAUCAACUGUCAUUUUGUUGUUAAAAGCUUUAGGAAUACAUAACGUUCUGCGCUUCAAUUAUUUAUCGCGGCCACCAGCAUUUGCAAUGAUUGAGGGCCUUCAGUUAUUAUUUUGUUUGGGAGCUUUGUCUAAAGAUGGUUUGUUAACUAAUCCACUGGGUACUCAAAUGGCAGAAUUUCCACUGCCACCUCAGCUCUCCAAAAUUCUUCUUUGUUCAGGUGAAUUUGGUUGCAGUGAAGAAAUCGCCAUAAUUAUAGCUAUGCUUCAAAUACAAGAUGUCUUUAUGUUGCCAUUGAAGGGUCGUCAUCAAGCUGAAUUAAUGAAAAGAAAGUUCUCAGUGGAAGAGGGUGAUCAUUUAACUAUGCUGAAUGUUUUUACAAAUUUCAUGCAGAAUGGGAGGUCUAAGCAAUGGUGUGCUAAACAUUUCUUAAACUAUCGUGGUUUGCGUCGGGCUGAAUCAAUACGUAAUCAGCUUUUAAGUUUUAUGAUGCGUUGUGAUAUCCCGUUGAAAUCAUGCAGAGAUAAUGGAGUGAAACCCAUACUUCGUUGUUUAGUGAAAGGUUUAUUCUCACAAGCAGCUUAUUACCAUUUUUCUGGCGAUUAUGUUACUGUGAGAGAUGAGUAUCAUUUGCAACUUUAUAAGAAAUCCGCAAUAAUGUACAGAAAAGAAUUUCCGAAAUGGGUGAUAUUCUCAGAGGUAUUGCAAGAUUCAAUACGUGAUGUCAGUGUAAUUGAACCAGAAUGGUUGUAUCAGUUAGCUCCUGAGUAUUAUGAAUUUGGGACGUUUAAGUCGUUAGUGGCUGAAUCCGUUCAAAAGGAACGAGCUACAUCUGCUGUUCAGAAAAGGCCCUUAAGAUUCAUUGAUGGCCCCGGUUUGGAUGAUUUUAUCCGUGAUGUGAGUGGAAAAUGUCUUAGCAAGGUUAUGCCGAAGAUAGAACAAACUGAUAGAUUUCUGAAGGAAGAUGAUGUACGUGGUGAUGGCUUAAAAGUAAAAUUUAUAACCUAUGGUUGUCAAAUGAAUGUAAAUGAUGUCGAACUGGUGCGUUCGUUGCUGCUAACGAAAGGUUACGUGGAAACAACUGAUAUCAAAAAGGCUGAUGUUGUCCUGUUGAUGACAUGUUCCAUACGCGAAGGGGCGGAAAAUAAAGUAUGGAAUGAACUUAAAGAAUUAAAGAAAAUACGUGGGAAAAGAGGUGUUACCGGAGUUCUAGGUUUGAUUUCUAUUUCGCAUUUAGGCUGUUGUAUGGCUGAAAGAGUAAAACAUAAUUUAUUAGCAUGUACCGAAAAUGUAGAUGUUGUUGCUGGGCCAGACUCAUAUCGAGAUUUGCCGAGGCUUUUGGCAGUUGCUCGCUCAGGAAGUAUGGCAAUAAAUGUCCAAUUAUCGCUAGACGAGACUUAUGCUGAUAUUGCUCCUGUUCGAUCAGAUAAAUCUUCUAGAACAGCUUUUGUUUCAAUAAUGCGAGGUUGUGAUAAUAUGUGUACAUAUUGUGUAGUACCAUAUACAAGAGGACGGGAAAGAAGCCGGCCAUUAGAUUCAAUUUUGGACGAAAUAAAACAUUUGUCUGAUCAGGGUGUGAAGCAAGUAACUUUGCUUGGACAAAAUGUGAACAGUUAUCGCGAUUUAUCUGAAACGUCAUUUCCUCUUCCAUCUAUAGCAGAACCUGGUCUUGCUCCUGGAUUUCAAACUAAAUAUAAGCCAAAAAAAGGUGGACACUCCUUUCUCACUCUGUUGGAUAAAGUAUCAGAAAUUGAUCCUGAAAUGAGAAUACGUUUCACGUCGCCACAUCCAAAAGAUUUUCCUAUUGAGGUCAUACAACUAAUCAAAGAACGUUCAAAUAUAUGCAAACAAAUUCAUCUACCAGCGCAGAGUGGAAGCAAUGCUGUACUGAAGACCAUGGGUCGCGGAUACUCUCGAGAAAGCUAUUUAGAAUUGGUCAAUCGGAUUAAAAAUUUGAUACCAAAUAUAUCCCUAACAAGUGACUUCAUCGCUGGAUUCUGUGGUGAGACCGAACACUGCCAUCAAGAAUCGCUGGAUCUGAUCAGACGUGUUCUCUAUUCUUUUUGCUAUGUUUAUCCGUAUAGUCAGAGAGAAAAAACGAAGGCAUAUCGUUAUAUCAUCGAUAAUGUGCCAAACGAAGUAAAGAACAGACGUCAUCAAGAGCUGGCACAAGUGUUUAGAGAGGGAGCUUUGAAAUUCAAUGAGACCCUCGUUGGAAGUAAACAGCUAGUUCUCAUAGAGGAAACAAGUAAACGCUCUUCUGAACAUUUACGAGGAUGGACUGAUGGUGGAGUAAACGUGAUUGUUCCGAAAUAUCACUAUGUUGGUUCAAGUAUGAUAGAGCUGAAACCUGGGGAUUAUGUUGCUGUUAAAAUAUUAACUUGCAAUUCGCAGACGUUGCAAGCUCGGACACUUUGUCUGACAAAACUCAGCGAUUUCGAGCGACUGAAAGGAUCCACAAGUAAAUAA
Thelazia callipaeda (thelaziosis nematode) is the source of this 3774-nucleotide messenger RNA. The record is from the annotation of a GenBank genome assembly. NCBI's taxonomy places the organism in Eukaryota, Metazoa, Nematoda, Chromadorea, Rhabditida, Thelaziidae.